AAUCUUUUAGCAAAAUUGAAGGACUUUCUAAAACAUUCUGAAUCGCAUGAAAGGCAUAUUAUUCAGAAAUAUAUAAACCGUUACUCAAAUUUUUCUGUUUUUGUUGGAAUAUCCUAUAUCUUAGCAGCAAUCACUUUUUCCUGUGGUCCUUUAUUUUUAUCGAUAAAUCUUCCCAUGGAAGCAUGGUAUCCGUUUUCUGUUGAGAAUACCUAUAUUAGAGGUAUUCUUUACAUAUUGCAAGUAUUUGCUAUCUUGCAAACAGGAUUUUGUAUUACGGUGGACUUCAUGAUUGCCAUGUUCCUUUGGUAUCCCGCUGCAAGACUAGAAAUGCUAGGACAAGAAUUGCAACAAAUAACACAUGAAAAUCAAAUAAAGAUGUGUAUUAAAAAACAUCAAGAAAUAAUAAG
Wasmannia auropunctata (little fire ant) is the source of this 407-nucleotide messenger RNA. RefSeq lists its product as uncharacterized. Lineage: Eukaryota; Metazoa; Arthropoda; Insecta; Hymenoptera; Formicidae. Gene Ontology annotation, molecular function: odorant binding; olfactory receptor activity. The annotation marks the transcript as partial. Gene Ontology annotation, cellular component: plasma membrane. The transcript has a single exon. The record is from RefSeq and is a predicted model, not a curated record. Gene Ontology annotation, biological process: detection of chemical stimulus involved in sensory perception of smell; sensory perception of smell.